CGCCGGACAAGUGCCAACAGAGUCCGAUGACACGGUCGUCGAUUGACCGCGGUCGUUGGUUGGUCAAUCGAAGGGCCGCCGCCGUCCCAAGUGGAACGUCGGAACGCGCGAUCGGGAUAUUUUUGUGUCCAGUUUAUUAUUGUGUGUGUGAUUUUAAGGAAGAAACUGCGUUGAGGUUGUCCCACCAUGGUGUCCCAGGGGAUGUUCCGGCUGAUGGGGUACAUCUACUCCAUCAUAGCCGCGAUCGGAUCGACCAUCCAGGCCGGAAGCUGUCUGGUCAAGUCAGUUGAUGAACGCGAUUCCAGUUCGAGCAUUGGAUUUCUGGUGGCCAUUUCGUGGGUUAUUUUUAGCAUAAUUCUGUUCGUCGGAAUCAAAACGGACAACGUAAGCUACCUGGAGGCGCACCGGAUAUUCCUGUUUGUGGCCACCACGGUCAACCUGAUGUACGUGAUACUGGCGUGCACCUCGGUGAAGGGCAGCGUCGUCCAGUGGAACGUCGAGAUGACGUUGACGUUCCUGCUGAUGGUGACGGUGGUGUUGAGCAUUUUCGGGUUUGUGCUCUGGGUGCUGAACGGAUUGAUACGAUACGCAACCAACGAUUUGGAUCAGGAUAUUUAGAAUAUUGUCACUCAUCUUAGAUGAAUCAGUUUUAGAAAUCCAUACAAAUGAGUAUUAAGUUGCACUGGUUUUGGGCGCUUUAGAUUACAAUUGCACUAAGAACUGUUUUAAUACCUAGUUGAAACGUUAGCCAGAUUCUGCUGUAAAACUGCUGGAUUUGAGUUCUAAUUAAUUAUUCAAUAAAUCAUUCUCCAGGAAAAUAUGCGAAUCAAUUGCUGCUUAAAUUUUUAUAAGAAUUGUUCAAAUAAAAACAAAUUAAAAAGCAUUGAAAAUUUCAAAUUAAACUCCACGUGGUUUGUGCACGA
Molecule: messenger RNA, 923 nt
Organism: Culex pipiens pallens (northern house mosquito)
Lineage: Eukaryota; Metazoa; Arthropoda; Insecta; Diptera; Culicidae
Exons: 4
Coding region: 187-618 (143 amino acids)
Source: RefSeq, a predicted model, not a curated record